Messenger RNA from Dermatophagoides pteronyssinus (European house dust mite), 1136 nucleotides. RefSeq names its product aquaporin-3. The record is from RefSeq and is a predicted model, not a curated record. Gene Ontology annotation, biological process: glycerol transmembrane transport; water transport. NCBI's taxonomy places the organism in Eukaryota, Metazoa, Arthropoda, Arachnida, Sarcoptiformes, Pyroglyphidae. Gene Ontology annotation, cellular component: basolateral plasma membrane; plasma membrane. Gene Ontology annotation, molecular function: glycerol channel activity; water channel activity.
UAUUUUUGAUCAAUGUAAGAUACAUUUGACAUCAGUGAAUGAAAUAAAGAAAAAAAGAUAACCUUUUACUUCAAGCAAGUCGAUUGUAAUUUUUUUCAACAAGUUAGUGUUUUGUUUUCAACUAUUCGAUAAAAACACGACAAAAAUAUCGAAAAUAUCGAACGAAUUGUGAAAAAACGAAAAUGGCUCAAGAUCGUGUCAUUCUUUAUUCUUAUCGAAUUCAGAAUCAAACGAUUCGUGAAUUUCUUGCCGAAAUGCUUGGCACAUUCAUUCUUGUGUUGGUUUGUGAUUGUUCGAUUGCCGUACAAGUUCUGAGCAAACCACACAAGAUUGAUGUUCUGGCUAUCGGUUUUGCGACUGGAAUGGCAUUGAUGCUUUGUUUCUAUGGAUGUUCUCGAUUAUCCGGUGGUCAUGUAAAUCCGGUCGUUACGCUCAGUUUGGUGGCACUGGGACAUCUUCCAUUUUGGAAAAUUUUUCAUUAUUUCCUUGCACAAUAUAUUGGUGGAUUUUUGGCUACGGCAGUCGCCUAUAUGAAUCAUUAUUCUGCCAUAACCGUGUUUGAUGGUGGCGUACGUUCAGCAUUCUUCAACGCUACUUCGACUGCUGGCAUUCUAACUUCUCAUCCUGGUCAUCAUCUAACACUUACCGGUGCAAUUAUUGAUCAAAUUCUAUGCUGUGGUUUGUUAAUGUUGGGCAUUUUAUGUAUUGUUGAUCAUCGAAAUCUUAAUACACCUAAACCAUUAAUACCAAUCGCAUUGUUUGUUCUGCUUGCCGGUUUAAUCACUGCUUUUGGUUUGAAUUGUGGCCCGGCUUUGAACCCGGCUCGUGAUAUACCGGCACGAUUAUUUGCUUGGAUGAUCGGUUAUGGAUCUGAAGUUUGGUCCCCGCAUAGUCAUCUAUAUUGGUUGAUUGGUGGUCUGAUUGCUCCUCAUAUUGGUGGAAUUUUGGGAACAUGGCUUUAUCAUCUUGGUUUAGGACUUCAUCUUGAUGACGAACAAGUCUGCGAAGAGCAGCAAUUAAAAACGAAUAUUGCCACGCAAGAAUUACUCUUCACAAAUUAAAUUUUUCACUUAUUCAUGAAUUUAAAAAAUGGAAUUUUUUCUUAAUAAAUUAGAUUUGUUAAUAAAUUUACAAUA